AUUAAAGCGGGUGUGGGAGGAGCUCGCGCCUGCGCCGACAAGCUCCGGUGGCGCAUUUUCCCCCCAUCAGGCGAAGGUGGUGAUUGAGGCGGAAGGGGGUGGGGCACUGUGCCCGCUGUUACUGGGCCGAGCCUGGCUGAGGGCUGCCAGAGAGGUUGGUGUGGGCUAGCGAAGAAGCGGUGGAGACCACGGUAGGUUGGAGACGGCGCUGUUCGAAAAGAGGUUCCUUUCCGUCGCCGCCCCUUCUCCGCCACCCCUAACCGCCUGGCUUCCUGUAAACCGGGCGGCAGAAAGGGGUGCCGGGUUUCCUCCCUCCUCCCCUUUCCUCGCUCGCUCCCUCGUUGGAGGCUCCUUUCUCCCGCCCUCUCCCGCUGGCUGCUAUAAAGCUGAGGCGCGGUGCCGUCGGCGAGUUCUUCUGGUGUUGUCAGGAGUGGCCGGCGAAGCAGCAGCUGCUGUUGGUCCUCUUGCCCGGCGCUUCGUCUUUCCUACCCGCUCACUUCUUCCCAUCUCCUCUCUCAACUUGGCGCAGUCAGCUGCGGGGGUGUAGCUCGCGUUCAAGAGAGGCUGCUAUCCGGUAGGACCAGAAAUUUUAAAAAAUGGAACAAGUAGAAGAGACAUCUAAAAGAAUUCUGUUGGAGCCGUAUAACUACCUACUUCAAUUACCAGGAAAACAAGUAAGAACCAAACUCUCCCAAGCUUUUAAUCACUGGCUAAAUGUUCCUGAAGAUAAGCUACAAGUUAUCAUUGAAGUGACCGAAAUGUUGCACAAUGCAAGUUUGCUUAUAGAUGACAUAGAAGACAAUUCAAAACUACGACGAGGGUUUCCAGUGGCCCAUAGCAUCUAUGGAAUACCAUCUGUAAUAAAUUGUGCAAACUUUGUGUAUUUCCUUGGCUUGGAAAAAGUUCUAACACUUGAUCAUCCUGAUGCUGUAAAAGUGUUCACCCGCCAACUUCUGGAACUUCAUAAGGGCCAAGGGCUGGAUAUUUAUUGGAGAGAUACUUACACCUGUCCAACAGAAGCAGAGUAUAAAGCCAUGGUUUUGCAAAAGACAGGUGGCCUUUUUGGACUAGCCGUGGGCCUCAUGCAAUUGUUCUCUAGUUGUAAAAAAGAUUUGAAACCACUCCUUAACACACUUGGGCUCUUCUUUCAAAUUAGGGAUGACUAUGCAAACUUGCACUCCAAAGAAUAUAGCGAGAACAAAAGUUUUUGUGAAGACCUAACUGAAGGGAAAUUCUCUUUCCCAACUAUCCACGCCAUAUGGUCUAGGCCAGAAAGCACACAAGUGCAGAAUAUUCUGCGACAAAGGACUGAAAAUGUGGAUAUAAAAAAAUACUGUGUACAUUACCUUGAGAAUGUGGGCUCCUUUGAAUAUACACGGAAUACAUUAAAAGAACUAGAGUCUGAAGCUUAUAAACAAAUUGAAUCACUUGAGGGGAACCCUGGGCUUACAGCAUUGCUUGAAUAUUUAAGCAAAAUGUUCAGGGACAAUGAGAAUUGACACAAUUGGCAAUUACAUUUGCAAGAAACAAUUUUGAAAUACUCAAGGAAACUAUGAUAUUUCUAUCACCGCUGCAUAGGAACUGCUCUCAAGCAUACAUUAAGGGGUGAGUGUUUUAUAUGUGCCCUGAAUAAGUUUUGGAGUUUUCAGCUGCUUAUGCAAUAUUGCUAGAAAUUCUAUUAAAAUAAAGCUGUUAACUCUUACUCUGGAACUUUAUAA
This is a messenger RNA of Rhineura floridana, 1718 nucleotides long. RefSeq names its product geranylgeranyl diphosphate synthase 1 (gene GGPS1). The transcript has 4 exons. Gene Ontology annotation, molecular function: prenyltransferase activity. Lineage: Eukaryota; Metazoa; Chordata; Lepidosauria; Squamata; Rhineuridae. The record is from RefSeq and is a predicted model, not a curated record. Bases 597 to 1499 code for a protein of 300 amino acids. Gene Ontology annotation, biological process: isoprenoid biosynthetic process.